CUAGUGAAAAAAUGAAAGACAUAACAUUUGAUAAACUUGUGGAGAAAAUUGCUGAGAGAGAAAAAGCCUUUGGGAAGAAGGAGUCACUUCCCAAUGCUGAGACUUUGUGUCUUGCACAACAGGGGCAACCAUCCAAAGAUGAAUCUACGAGACAUGACACUAGUAGUAGAGGUCGUGGCAGAAGACAGUCAAGAGGAAGGGGGGGUAGAAAUUACCAAGGUGACAGACAACAUUCACAGCCACAAAACCAGCAUAGAGACUUCCAAUACAGAGACAAUCACCCCAGAGACAAGCAAUCUCUGCAGUGCUAUAGAUGUGGAAAAAUGGGCCAUUCAGCCAGUCUUUGUAGAACUCCUUGGGAGAAGAUUCGUGACAAGAAAGAGCAGCCACCAAACAAAGAUACUGGAGCUACGUGCCAUAUGACAUUUAGAAAAGACUUCUUUGAGACAUUCAAUGAUCAAGUAGAUGGAGUGGUUUAUUUUGCUGACAGGUCUCAGUUAAAGCCUUCAGACAACAAGGUCACUCCAUACAUAUGUAUGAUGGCAUCAUUGAGAUUAAACGAGCUUCUGAUCGUGUGAUUAUCAUGACCGGAGUGGAAGAGGACAAACUGUUAAAGUUGAAAGGUACCUCAUCUACUU
Messenger RNA from Cryptomeria japonica (Japanese cedar), 638 nucleotides. RefSeq lists its product as uncharacterized. The transcript is spliced from 3 exons. Bases 12 to 578 code for a protein of 188 amino acids. NCBI's taxonomy places the organism in Eukaryota, Viridiplantae, Streptophyta, Pinopsida, Cupressales, Cupressaceae. Gene Ontology annotation, molecular function: nucleic acid binding; zinc ion binding. The record is from RefSeq and is a predicted model, not a curated record.